This is a messenger RNA of Lampris incognitus (smalleye Pacific opah), 2892 nucleotides long. RefSeq names its product FA complementation group B (gene fancb). Bases 192 to 2747 code for a protein of 851 amino acids. Gene Ontology annotation, biological process: interstrand cross-link repair; positive regulation of double-strand break repair via homologous recombination; negative regulation of double-strand break repair via homologous recombination. The transcript has 9 exons. NCBI's taxonomy places the organism in Eukaryota, Metazoa, Chordata, Actinopteri, Lampriformes, Lampridae. Gene Ontology annotation, cellular component: Fanconi anaemia nuclear complex. The record is from RefSeq and is a predicted model, not a curated record.
AGCCGGAAACGCUCGGAUUGUGUCUGCUCGCGCGCGCGGAAGUUUCUGCGGUGGAGCUUCAGUUCCCUAACCAGUGGAUGUCAUUACCACUUUGAUGCCAGACCGGUCAUGAGAGUGGCUCUGCAGUUUUUCUACAUCCACUUCCCUGGUUGGCUACACAAGGAAGGGGGGUCAAGCUUGUACUUUGCACGAUGGAGAGAUUGGACCAGCAAGACUGGGACGGUAAAACCCACCGCCUGUCUUUCUGUGGAAGGAUCGUUUUAUUUCAGUGCAGACGCUCUUCAGGCCACAGAGAAAAGCCAAUAAAGACGUCUGAGUUGGUGUUCAGCAGCCUGUCAUUCAAGGGAGAGGACAACAGCUUCCAAACUGCAAACAGUGGGGUUGCUGCCAUCAGUGAUGUGGACAUAGUGACAUGUAAAUGUGCCUUCAAUGUUCAGAAGAGAGUCAACACACCAUGUGUUUUACUGAUGAAGAGAAUCAGUGGAAAGAGGUUCAGAUAUAGCCUUUUCAUUCUGAGCAGCAUAAACAGACUGGAGCUUCACGUGGAAUUUGAACUCCAGUAUCGGAUGAGAGAGAAGGUUUUCAUUCUAGAUGGCCCCACGGUGUUGUGGAGCCAUGCCGAGACUGUCUUUUAUACGUCCCUCCAUCUUGGGGAAGUGCGACAAAUACCCAUUCAUUUCUCCCAGAGUGUUAUUGGAGAACUCCCCAUUCUCGAAGGACGGCUGUUCAUAUUAGGACUGCAAAACUCCUCAAACGAAUGCCCGAAAGAUAAGCCUAGCAGUGCAGACAGGUACCAAACACUUGGUUAUUUUAUAGAGAAUGGACAAAUGUUUGACAGCACUUUGGUCUUACCCAGUGCCUACACUUCGAUAACACAGUGUAUCUUGGUGCUCUCGGCAGAAAAGGUGGACAGUGUCUUGAACAGUUCUGUGGUCGCAGCAACAUGUAAACAGCAGCUAGUUUAUUUUGAGAAUGGAAUUCCAAGAGAUGUGUGUCAGCUCCCCUUCGAUGGACCAACAGAUAUUCAGUUAGUCAACACUGGAAGACAUGGCUGUUUGUUUGCCAUCUCUUUUGACCAAGGUCACGUCUGCGCCAUAUGGCAAGAAACAUUUCAGGUAGCCUCCUGCUGGUCAGGUGUAAGCUCUGUCCAUGUGGACGACUUCCUGGGCAACGGAACAGAUCAGCUGCUGUUAGUCUUUGAGGAUCAGGGUCAAACAGGACAACCAUUGGAUAAUUUCCUGAUAACAGAUCUCUGUGGCACCACACACUCUCAGGGUCAGGGGAGUGGUGACGCUGAGACUUUUCAUCUUGCUGAGGAGAACUAUAUCCUCACUCUUCAAGCAUUAGAGUCCAGACUACAGAGUGGCAUGUCCAUGCUUCAGGAGCUUCAGCGAGACGUGAGGGUGAAGGAGAGGGUUCUCCAUCAGUCAGUCCAGGUCCUUACGGAUAUGGUCUCAGGACGAGAGCCGGUUCUCACCCAGAGUGAACAGGAAGGCCUUGUUGCUCUGUGGGAUGGAGAUGAUGAGCCGAAGGACGAGCUCUUGGAUGACAAGAUGCAAGGCAUGCCGGCAGUGACUACAAAGCCUCAAGUUGACAAGAUGUGGCAUCGCGUCAUUGAGGACCGAUUGGUUGUGGGCGUGUUAUUAACUACAGACGGCUCUAUACCAGUGGAAGCUGUUGGUUUAUGCGUGCUGACAGAGACGGGCCAGAGAUCACCGCCUGCAGUCAUCCAGACCCACAGCCAAGUGUUCUGGCUCGGCACACCAGGUCCCUCAUCUCCAUCCUCUCCCUCCACUCAGCCGGAGCCUGCAGCCAAAAGAAGCAAGCAGGACAAUGCAGACGGACCCAGUGAUGCCCACACAUGCAGACUGGCUGUGACUGCUGUGACCAAGCUGACACCUCUGCUGAACUCUGGCUGUGUCAAGUGCCCUGUCAUGCUCCAUUACGUCCAGAGACAGGAAUCUUCUGCCCCCGUGAACAACACAACGUCAUUUGUCUUCCACUGUGGUCAAGUAUCUGUAGACAUCCGGAGCAAAUUUCAACCUCAGCUGGUGAAAAACACAAAUCUCAAAACAGCUGAGGCCCAAGAGGACUUUCUGAGUCUGUUGUCAGUGCUGGAUCAGUGGGUCUUCCAUGUUGACUCUCCUGACCACAGCUUGGGGGAUGUGGACGGCUGGAUCCAGAGAACAGCAGGGUGUGAGAGGCUAGAGGUCAACCCUCAGUAUUUACUGUUCAACUCCGCGGGACCGUCUGCUCUCAUGCUGCUUCACUGGCAUCAGACAACCCCUUUCCAGGGGGAACUGUCUGUCCACUCCAGCCAGUUGCAGAUGGUUCAGCUGAUGGACUCCCUGCGGAAUUACCUGCCUGCGUCCUGCUCCAUCCGGCCCGUCAAAGAAACGGGGAUACCAGGCACAGCUCGGAUGUUUUCUCUGGCCUUGGAGAAAGAGGUGAUUUCCCUCAAAGAGGGUUUGUCCGACCUCCUCUGUGGAGAAAGGGAAGAUGGGGAGACGGGGAGGAACGCUGGAGUGAAAAACCCGGAGACGCCCAAGCCCGGAUCCGCCGAGGGGCUCCAGACGUAUAGAGAGGAGUGGCAUAGGGAUUUGGAAUGGUCCAGGAUGAGGCUGAGCCCCCUGGUGGAUUUGGCGAGGUAUCGCAGACUGACCCAGAGCCUGUCUGAAGUCCAGCUCGUGGGAGAUAUGGUUGCUGUCCUGCAGACACAGAGAGCAUGUAGCUCUGGGCCGCACUAGCAAAACCCUGUUGUCUCUAUUCUGCCGUCAAAGGAGGUCUUCGUGUCAUUGUAGAGCUAUGGUCUCAUGAGGCCACUAGGUUAUGGUGUUGAUUUUAUAUUUUGGUUGCUAAAGGACUGGUUCGUCCUUCAAAUUUUAACCAUGU